AACUCAUAGCCGGCCCAAAGGACAACGACUCGGCGUGCGUUUAGCUAUUGACGAGCAUAUCGUCUAAAUGUUGAUGACUCGCAAAUAUGACUGAGCUUCUGUGAAAUAGUGUGUGUGUGUGCGUGUGUUUUCGUGAGAUACGCAUAAUGUAUUAAGUGUCAGCAGUAGAAGAAAUACAUUAUAAUUGCACAGGACAAGCAAUUUGGUUGAUGUCCCCCACAGCUAAACCAGGCAUUAAACAGGAUAACGCAGGAUAACGUCCAGGGCGCUGAAGGCUGCCGGCAAAAGUUAUAUUAUUAACAGGUUCUGAAAUCGGAAAUGUAAAUGUGGCCAACGGCAAAGUUGUCUGAUUGAGAAUGCAAAUCGCAUACAGAAACUGAUUGCGGGGCUAAAACGAAUUUUGUGGCUGGAGAAAACAAGUAAUCAAGUGCACACAGGUAACCGUCUAACCCACCUAUCUACCCGUUGCACGCUGCGUAUGCGUAAUAAGCAGCAGCAACAGCACGUGCGUGUCGAGAGGGAGCACACGGUGAGACAGGCAGGCACAGUUGACCAUUAAAGUGGCGGAAAUGACACUGGCAAAAUGUAUCGCUGCAAAAAUUGGUUUUGUGCGCGCAGCAACAACAACAACUACGUCGACGUGGCACUAAACGAGCCGGGCCAAGCCACGACAUCCACGUUACCACCGACGCCCAAAAGCAACAGUAACAGUAACAGCAACAGCAACAGCAUCAAUAGAGCUCGUAACAAGGCCAAUAGCAAUCAGCAGGCAAACGCGAAUGCGACCCACAGAUCAACACCCACCGAUGAUCCACCGCAGGCAGCAGCCGGAGCAGCAGCAGGAGCAGCAAGUGGUGCGGCCCAUGUGGUCACCUUUUUGGAGGAUGCACCGAGCAGUAGUAACGGCGGCGUAACCAGCAGCCGGAUUGUGACCACCGCUGAGCUGCAUCAGGCUCACAUGCUGGAGCACCAUUCCAAUUUGGAUGCCAUCGAGCAGGCCGACGAUUUCAUUUAUGGUCCUGGCGCAGGACUUUCGCUGUGCGACGACAGCCUGCCCUCGGCCAAGAAUUGCUACAGACUCGUCAUGUUGGGGUCGUCACGCGCUGGCAAAUCGUCGAUUGUGGCACGUUUCCUGGGCAAUCGCUUUGAGGAGGCCUAUACGCCAACUAUCGAGGAGUUUCAUCGCAAAUUGUAUCGCAUACGAAACGAGGUCUUUCAAUUGGAUAUUUUGGAUACUUCUGGCUAUCAUCCGUUUCCCGCAAUGCGUCGUUUGUCAUUUUUAACGGGCGAUCUCUUUAUAUUGGUUUUUAGCAUGGACUCUCGUGAAUCCUUCGAGGAGGUUGUGCGUCUGCGAGAGAAUAUACUGGAGACCAAGUGGGCGGCACUUAACCCAGGCUCGGGCUUCAAGAAGAAAAGUCUGCCAAAAAUACCCAUGAUACUAGCGGGCAACAAAUGUGAUCGCGAAUUCAAAACCGUGCAGCUGGACGAGGUUAUGGGCUACAUAGCUGGGCAGGACAAUUGCUGCACUUUUGUGGAGUGCUCAGCACGCCAGAACUAUCGCAUCGACGAUCUGUUCCAUGCCCUGUUCAUGGUUUCCAACCUGCCCCUGGAGAUGACACCGAACCAGCACCGACGCCUGGUGUCCGUCUUCGGUGCACCCUCUCCACUGCCUCCGCACGGCUCUGCCGUUGGUGGCACCAAGAAGAAUGCCCUGUCCAUCAAGCGGCGCUUCAGCGAUGCCUGCGGCGUGGUUACGCCCAAUGCACGGCGUCCCAGCAUACGCACCGAUCUCAACCUGAUGCGCUCCAAGACGAUGGCCCUCAAUGAUGGCGGCGAGGGGGUGCGCAGUACAUCCCGCUGGAACCGCUGCGCCAUCAUGUGAAUCUGCUCAUUACGAAAGAGCUCAGAUUUCUGGCGUCCAUGUGAUAGUAGUGAGAAGCGGUCACAGUGUGGGUGAGGCCACCAGAGAGAUAUAGAAAGAGAUAGACAUAGAGAUAGAGAUAGAGACCGAGAGAAAGAUCUUAUUUUUAAACGCAGCGUUUGGGUGAUUUCUUUAUGUAAUGUAAAUACUUGAGCACAUACUUAUACAAAAUAAAACUAGGAACAUGUAUGUGGCCUAGGCAAGCAUGCAUGCAAAUUUAAUAUGCAUUUUGCAUUUUUUCGCAUUGUUAUUAUACUAUUAGCAAAGCCAAACAAUUCGAAUAUAGAAUAUUAUGCAUAUUUAAUCACAGUUAUUGAACAGCACCCCGUAUCUGCCAGCCUCUUCUAUGUAAACAGACCAAAUAGCCUACGUUCGACAAAUAUUUACAUAUUCGAUUUUAUUGUAAUUUUUAUCGGCACUUUGUUUUUUAAUUGACGCACAACAAAACACACAAAAUGCAGGCGACAAUAAUGUUAGGAUGUACUUGGAAUUGGUACUUGUUCGUAUUUGACUCGGUUUAAGAUUAAUAACAAAAUGGAAUUUGAAUGAAUUGAAAUGAUAACUCAUAGUUAAUUUAAUUGUUAUUGUUGUUUGUUGUUGAUGUUACCACGUUCCUUUCAGAAGUUUUGCAUAUCAGCCAAAAAUAUCCAACAAAUAAAAUAAAAUCCCAGCAUGAAAUCAAAAUCUAAGCACGCCAAAACCGUAAACCAAAAAAACUUUAGACCUAGAGGGUCCAAUGAAACACUAUGGUAAAACUUGUACACCGAGCAACCAGACCUAAAGAACAAAUACUUAAAACUAAUCUAUGCCAAUACAUAAUCAUAUACAAUGAGUACAUAUAUGAGUAUAUAUUAUACUAAGACACAUAUACACAUACAUAUAAAUAUACACGUAUAGCGUUAAACCGAAUUUAUGUGUAAUAAAUUCGAGUUUCAAUUUAACCUAAGCAACAGCAACAAUUUUCGCGAGUUUAACUAAACCUUUAACAGAAGUAUUAUGAGUAAAGGAAUUAACAAUUUCAAUAUGAAACAAAGACCAAAUUAACAUUAUAUUAUAUACAAUACAAUACUUAUAUACUUACUAUAUUAUAUACUAUAUCUAAACUGAUCAAAAUGCGUUAACAUAAAAGUUAUUUCAAAUUUCGACGCUAAUAUUGCAUUAUUCCAAGAAGUGCAAAUAUUUACAAUUUUCAUGGAAUGGGACACACAUACGUUACGAUUAAAGGUUAAUAUAAAUAUACAUAUAUAU
Messenger RNA from Drosophila novamexicana, 3169 nucleotides. RefSeq names its product GTP-binding protein Rhes. Gene Ontology annotation, molecular function: GTP binding; GTPase activity. The record is from RefSeq and is a predicted model, not a curated record. The transcript is spliced from 5 exons. Bases 584 to 1882 code for a protein of 432 amino acids. NCBI's taxonomy places the organism in Eukaryota, Metazoa, Arthropoda, Insecta, Diptera, Drosophilidae.